UCGAGGUCGCCGGCUCACUGCCUCUUUCUUCUCUUCCUCUGCGUGACAUAGAACUAGAGCAGCAGACGCCGCGAUGGGCUUCGGAGAUCUCAAAUCCAAUGCUGGCCUGAAGGUCCUCAAUGAGUUCCUGGCCGACAAGAGCUAUAUCGAGGGGUAUGUUCCCUCCCAAGCUGACGUUGCUGUAUUCGAGGCUCUCUCUGGUGCUCCCCCUGCUGAACUCUUUCAUGCAUUAAGGUGGUUCAACCACAUCAAAUCUUAUGAGAAGCAAGCAGCCAGCCUUCCUGGAGUGAAGAAGCCUUUGGGCAAAUAUGGCCCUGUAAAUAUUGAGGACACAACAGACAGCGCUGCUAAGGAGACUAAAGAGGAUGAUGACGAUGACAUUGAUCUGUUUGGCUCUGAUGAGGAGGAGGAAAGCGAAGACGCAAAGAGAAUCAGGGAGGAGCGUCUGGCCCAGUAUGAAUCAAAGAAAUCUAAAAAACCAGCACUUAUUGCCAAAUCAUCUCUUCUCCUCGAUGUGAAGCCAUGGGAUGAUGAAACAGACAUGGCCAAACUAGAAGAAUGUGUACGAAGUAUCCAGAUGGAUGGCUUGGUGUGGGGAGCAUCAAAGCUUGUUCCAGUGGGUUAUGGCAUUAAAAAGCUGCAGAUCACAUGUGUGGUAGAAGAUGAUAAAGUGGGCACAGAUGUUCUGGAGGAAAAGAUCACGGCAUUUGAAGACUUUGUUCAGUCCAUGGAUGUUGCCGCUUUCAACAAGAUCUAAAUCCAGUUCCAGCACUUUCACACAGCACUUCAAUAAAACGUUGCAUCACUUAA
This is a messenger RNA of Spea bombifrons (plains spadefoot toad), 810 nucleotides long. RefSeq names its product eukaryotic translation elongation factor 1 beta 2 (gene EEF1B2). The coding region runs from base 74 to 757 and encodes 227 amino acids. The record is from RefSeq and is a predicted model, not a curated record. Gene Ontology annotation, biological process: translational elongation. Gene Ontology annotation, cellular component: cytosol; eukaryotic translation elongation factor 1 complex. NCBI's taxonomy places the organism in Eukaryota, Metazoa, Chordata, Amphibia, Anura, Pelobatidae. Gene Ontology annotation, molecular function: guanyl-nucleotide exchange factor activity; translation elongation factor activity. The transcript has 6 exons.